AUGGCCCAAUUAGUAUACCUGUGUUUCCGUGAUAACACGCUCAGCGAACCCUUCUCGAACUUGAUUGAUAUGAAAUACGAUCACCAGAUCAAGGUAUCAAAACCAUCGUUCAAGUUGCCAGAGUUUGAAAAGGUGAAGCAAUUGAUUGAAAUUUGCAAUGAGUUGAAAAGAACUUACAAGAAAGAACCAAAUGGAGGUUCGCCCCAGUUGUUCCACUUGGCUUUGGAACAACUUCGUGUAUUGAACAGAAUAUAUGAGAACAGGACGAAUUGGAUGACGGAGUUGUUAUACCAGAGUGGAGAACAACUGUAUGCCAUUGCCAAUAAGCUAGAUGAGAUCCAAAACAAGCUGGACGGACCAGAAGAUACCGGAGAUGGAGAUGAGGAAGAAUCCUAUUUGAUUCAGGCAGGGAGAGUGAUGCAUAUGACGUUAAACAUAUGUUUCAAAGAUCGUAACGAAAGAGUGGAUGAAAAUAGGAAAAUCGGUGUUUUCUACAUUGGUACAUUGUUGUUCAAGUUGUACAACCGGAUCAAAGCGUAUGGAUUAUUGAACAACAUGUGUAAAGUGUUCGAAUCUCAUUUCAAUGAAAUCGGACCGUACCUUUCUCGAAUCAAUAAUGAUUUAAUUGUCAUUCGAUUCAAAUUUUACAUGGGGCUAUACUACGGGUAUGAGAAGAAUAACUACGCAUUGGGAUUCAAAUGGCUGCAAGAGACUUUUGACAUCUGUACCUUGUAUGAGAGCAUACCUUCCACGUACAAGGUAAGAAGCCAAGUGCUAAUAUAUCUAAUUCCAAUGAGGAUAUUACAUUUAAGACAUUAUCCAAGGUUAGCACCGUUAAGACGGACAUACCCAUCAGUGGCUAAAAUAUACACCAUGUUGGUGAAAAGUUUAUGCACUGGCAACUUGAAACUCUAUGAGAAAUUUAUUGAAGACAAUGAGUUUUACCUAGUCAAGAGGAACUUAUACGUUACUGUCCUCAAGAUGAAGGAACUAGUGGAAUUGAAACUUGUGAAAAAAGCUUGGAUCUUGAAUGGAGGUAACACUAAGGUACCAUUAGACAUGUUGGCAAAAGCAUUUCAAAUAUCACGAGGAACACCAUGUCACGUGACAGAAAAUGUUGCCCCAAACCAUGAUCAAGAACUCGAUGAGCUGGAAUGUAUCCUUGCAACUUUGAUUUCGAAGAAUUACAUCAAAGGAUACCUAUCGCAUUCUCACAGGGUUAUGAUGACGAGUAAGACACCCUUCCCCGGAUUAGCUAAGCCAUUGGAAAGGUGA
Molecule: messenger RNA, 1275 nt
Organism: Kluyveromyces lactis
Lineage: Eukaryota; Fungi; Ascomycota; Saccharomycetes; Saccharomycetales; Saccharomycetaceae
Exons: 1
Coding region: 1-1275 (424 amino acids)
Biological process (GO): transcription elongation by RNA polymerase II; post-transcriptional tethering of RNA polymerase II gene DNA at nuclear periphery; poly(A)+ mRNA export from nucleus
Cellular component (GO): transcription export complex 2
Molecular function (GO): double-stranded DNA binding; RNA binding
Source: RefSeq, a predicted model, not a curated record